ACUCUUGUUUCGCUCCUUGACAACCCUGGCUGGGGUGAGCAGGCUGCGGCCCCGGCUCUGGCCCCCGCGGGAGCAGCACCCCUUGGGGAAAGACAUUUUCUUCUCCCACCAAGUUGGCAGGGCCUGCUUCCUGACUCCUGGGUGUGUCUUAAUUGCCAGUCCCAGCAUCUCCUGAAAGCCCCACUCUCUCCUCCAGUGGUCACAGUGGAAGGAUCAUGGGAGAAACAGAAGGGAAGAAAGAUGAGGCUGAUUAUAAGCGACUGCAGACCUUCCCUCUGGUCAGGCACUCGGACAUGCCAGAGGAGAUGCGAGUGGAGACCAUGGAGCUAUGUGUCACAGCCUGUGAAAAAUUCUCCAACAACAACGAGAGUGCCGCCAAGAUGAUCAAAGAGACCAUGGACAAGAAGUUCGGCUCCUCCUGGCACGUGGUGAUCGGCGAGGGCUUUGGGUUUGAGAUCACACAUGAGGUGAAGAACCUCCUCUACCUGUACUUUGGGGGGACCCUGGCUGUUUGUGUCUGGAAGUGCUCCUGACACUCUGUCCCCUGCCCCUGCCCCCCAUCCUGUGCAGGGCCUGUUCCUGCCACUCACGUGGGGUGGGAAGCAGCCCCAGGCAGGUCCUGGUUUUUCCCAGGAGAGUUUGGGGUCUUUUCUUUUUGUCCUUGUCUGCCAGUUUCCUGAGCCAUGCCCAGUGUGUGAACUUGUUGACAUCUCUGUUCCUAGGCUCUCUGUCAUCUCACUCUGAGUCCCAGGGUGUUGGUGGGGCAGCAGGCAGCCGUCUCUCCGUAGGGGUGGGUAGGGAAGGGUGACAGGGUAGAGGAGGUGGGGAGAUGGGAUUUUUCUCAUAAGGACGUGCCAGUCCUACCUUUCUCGAGGGCUGCUCUCCCCUCACAUCCCAGGAGCCCCACUGCCCUUCUGUCCCCAGCACUGCUGGGAUGUGUCCGCUGUCCUUGUCAUUAGUGGCCACAUGAAAAUGUGAAGGAGCCUCUCCUCUCAAGGGACACAGGCAGCUUCUCUCCUUGUCUUCUGGGGAAUUACUGAUACUCCCUGCUCCAAGUCCCUUCCCCCAACUCGACCCAGGCUGAAAA
This is a messenger RNA of Galeopterus variegatus (Sunda flying lemur), 1087 nucleotides long. It is a transcript of the gene DNAL4, whose product is annotated as dynein, axonemal, light chain 4. Bases 216 to 533 code for a protein of 105 amino acids. Gene Ontology annotation, cellular component: dynein complex. Lineage: Eukaryota; Metazoa; Chordata; Mammalia; Dermoptera; Cynocephalidae. The transcript has 4 exons. Gene Ontology annotation, biological process: microtubule-based process. Gene Ontology annotation, molecular function: dynein intermediate chain binding; dynein light intermediate chain binding. The record is from RefSeq and is a predicted model, not a curated record.